This is a messenger RNA of Lepus europaeus (European hare), 819 nucleotides long. It is a transcript of the gene OLIG3, whose product is annotated as oligodendrocyte transcription factor 3. The transcript has a single exon. Gene Ontology annotation, molecular function: protein dimerization activity. Bases 1 to 819 code for a protein of 272 amino acids. The record is from RefSeq and is a predicted model, not a curated record. NCBI's taxonomy places the organism in Eukaryota, Metazoa, Chordata, Mammalia, Lagomorpha, Leporidae.
AUGAAUUCUGAUUCGAGCUCUGUCUCCAGCAGAGCUUCGUCUCCGGACAUGGAUGAGAUGUACCUGCGGGACCACCACCACCGCCACCACCACCACCAGGAGAGCCGUCUCAACUCGGUCUCGUCCACGCAGGGCGAUCUGGUGCAGAAAAUGCCAGGGGAGAGCCUGUCGCGGGCCGGCGCCAAGGCCGCGGGAGAGAGCAGCAAGUACAAAAUCAAGAAGCAGCUGUCGGAGCAGGACCUACAGCAGUUGCGGCUGAAGAUCAACGGUCGCGAGCGCAAGCGGAUGCACGACCUGAACCUAGCCAUGGACGGGCUGCGCGAGGUCAUGCCCUAUGCGCACGGGCCCUCGGUGCGCAAGCUCUCCAAGAUUGCCACGCUCCUGCUGGCCAGAAACUACAUCCUCAUGCUCACCAGCUCCCUGGAGGAGAUGAAGAGGCUGGUGGGCGAGAUCUACGGCGGCCACCACUCGGCCUUCCACUGCGGGACCGUGGGCCACUCGGCUGGCCACCCGGCGCACGCAGCCAACGCCGUGCACCCGGUGCACCCCAUCCUGGGCGGCGCGCUCUCUUCCGGCAACGCCUCGUCCCCGCUGUCCGCCGCCUCGCUGCCCGCCAUCAGCACCAUUCGGCCUCCCCACUCCCUGCUCAAGGCGCCCUCCACGCCGCCCGCGCUGCAGCUGGGCAGCGGCUUCCAGCACUGGGCCGGGCUGCCCUGCCCCUGCACCAUCUGCCAGAUGCCGCCGCCGCCGCACCUGUCCGCCUUGUCCACCGCCAACAUGGCCCGGCUGUCCGCCGAGUCCAAGGACUUGCUCAAGUGA